Molecule: messenger RNA, 1849 nt
Organism: Epinephelus moara (kelp grouper)
Lineage: Eukaryota; Metazoa; Chordata; Actinopteri; Perciformes; Serranidae
Gene: otol1a
Product: otolin 1a
Exons: 6
Coding region: 173-1666 (497 amino acids)
Molecular function (GO): protein binding
Source: RefSeq, a predicted model, not a curated record
UGCAUCAACAUUGCAUUUUUCACACACCUCCAUUCUUGAUCUGCGUCAAACCACCCAAACACAGGCAAUAUAAGGAAGGAAGGAAGCAGCCUACAUCAAUCACUAGUUGGAGGGGAUGGAGUGAAGGCUCAGCACCAUUUACAUCAGCAGCUUAUUGGGUCAAGCCCUCAGUAUGCCUUCCCUUCGCCUCGUCUUCCUCACCACUCUCCUCGUGGUGCUGAUGGCCGUGCUGACCUCCAGCGCCAGAACCACACGCUGGCCCAGACCUCAAACCACCAAGAAGCCCCCCAGAGCAGGGGGCAGCGGUGGGGGUGGAGGAUUCGGACGGACCACCACCACAACCCCGUCCCCAAUGCACACAGAUGAGACAACUGAGGUUAUGAUGGACGCUUACACCCUGUCCCCUACAGACAGCACCACCUACCCCAGUGACAGUUACUCCACUGAGUUCCACACCGACGCCAUAGUGCCCCCUGGUAACACUCUUGGAAACUAUACCCUCGACUACAAUGAAUGCUUCUUCAAUUUCUGUGAGUGCUGUCCGCCAGAGAGAGGCCCUGUAGGACCCAUGGGAGAGAGAGGGCCACCGGGACCACAGGGAGAGAGGGGCCCUCUAGGGUUACCAGGAGAGAAGGGAGACAUAGGGCCCAGAGGACCUCCAGGACCAGCAGGACUACCUGGAGCCAACGGACUCAAUGGCGACAUAGGUGACAAAGGUGAUCAAGGACCGAUGGGUCUUCCUGGUGCCCCUGGAAUCCCAGGAAAACCAGGAGAGAGAGGUGAUCCAGGCCCCAGAGGAGAGAAAGGUGAACGUGGCUUCAGCGGUCUGAAAGGGGACCCGGGAGAAAGAGGAGAGCCUGGCCUGAAUGGGACUAAGGGCAACACCGGGCGAGAGGGGCCUAUGGGUCCCCCUGGGGUAGCUGGGACAAAGGGUCAGAAAGGUGAACAGGGACUUACAGGCGAGUGUCUAACAGGUGAGAAAGGUGAUGUCGGUGAGCGUGGGCCCCCUGGUCCGAGAGGUGAGAUGGGCCCCCCAGGAGUGAAUGGAACUGAUGGUGCAAAGGGAGAGAGAGGGGAGCCGGGGCCUCCGGGAUGGAAGGGGGAUACUGGUGCCAGAGGGCCCCCAGGACCUCCAGGAGCGAGGGGCUUAGCAGGGCUGAGGGGGGAGAGGGGAGUUAAAGGUGGGCGUGGGCCUCGGGGCCCUAAAGGCGCACCAGGUGAGAGUGCGGAGCUGGUUCGCUCUGCCUUCAGUGUGGGCUUGUUCCCCAGCAGGUCCUUCCCUCCGCCUGGCCUGCCUGUGAAGUUCGAUAAGGUGUUUUACAACGGGGAGGGGCACUGGGACCCAACGCUCAACAAGUUCAACGUCACCUACCCAGGAGUCUACUUGUUCACUUACCACAUCACCGUGCGCAACCGGCCCGUGCGUGCUGCCCUAGUGGUUAAUGGGCUACGGAAGCUGCGGACUCGGGAUUCCCUGUACGGCCAGGACAUCGAUCAGGCGUCCAACCUCGCACUGAUGCAGCUGAAUGAAGGCGACCAGGUGUGGCUGGAGACGCUGAGAGACUGGAACGGAGUUUACUCCAGCAGUGAGGAUGACAGCACUUUCUCUGGCUUCCUGCUAUACCCAGACUCAAAGACCAAACCUUCUGCUAUAGAAAACGUGUGACCUUUGACCUCGCGUGGGCCCUGAUUGUAACUUCUUGUAGACUCUGCACAACCUUCAGCUUACUGCACUGCUCCGUCAAAUUAAUGUGAUUCAGCUAAAUGCUGCUGCUUCUGUAUCUGCAUCUGCUCGCUGCUGUCGUGCUAAUCAAACCAAAUGCUUUGCUUGCCUUGCUAUACUCGGAGA